AUGAGAUUGAGUAAUACUGUGGUGAAGAAGUUUAGAGCUGCAGAUCAUGUGACCCCAGCUAAGGAUGCGGAGGAGAUUUCUGCUUCAAUAUUUAGUUUGACGAAAGAGGAAGUUGUAGUUGCCCUAACUGAGGUUGCUGCUGCCAUUGGUGAGCCAAUGGACAUCAACACAGCCUUGCCUCUUGUGAUUGGGAAGCCCAAAGUUCAUGGUGGGCUUGCACGUGGUUUACACGAAGCUGCCAAGGCAAUUGAACAGCACAAUGCACAUCUUUGUGUUUUAGCUGAUGAUUGUGACCAGCCAGAUUAUGUUAAACUGGUCAAGGCACCCUGUGCUGAUUAG
Molecule: messenger RNA, 339 nt
Organism: Gossypium raimondii (Peruvian cotton)
Lineage: Eukaryota; Viridiplantae; Streptophyta; Magnoliopsida; Malvales; Malvaceae
Product: 40S ribosomal protein S12-2-like
Exons: 2
Coding region: 1-339 (112 amino acids)
Biological process (GO): translation
Cellular component (GO): ribosome; cytosolic small ribosomal subunit
Molecular function (GO): structural constituent of ribosome
Source: RefSeq, a predicted model, not a curated record